Molecule: messenger RNA, 3011 nt
Organism: Anopheles darlingi
Lineage: Eukaryota; Metazoa; Arthropoda; Insecta; Diptera; Culicidae
Gene: Sardh
Product: sarcosine dehydrogenase, mitochondrial
Exons: 7
Coding region: 281-2983 (900 amino acids)
Cellular component (GO): mitochondrial matrix; mitochondrion; cytoplasm
Molecular function (GO): sarcosine dehydrogenase activity; protein binding
Source: RefSeq, a predicted model, not a curated record
AGGAGCAGGUUUACGCCAUCCCAAUGACGGCUAUAUUGCUGAUUCGCUGAAGGCGAAACAUAACAUUUUCCACUGGCUCGCUCGCAAUCUUGUGGUCAGUUUUUCAUCGUGUUCAGUUACAACCAGGUCGCCGAACAGCGUGGCACCAUCACAAGUUAUUCGGUUUUAUUAGCGCAUUUUCCGGGAGUAAAAACCCGUACAACUCAAUCGAAUAGGACACAUCACGGACAUUACAUUAUAAGUGCAUUGUGUAAAGUAGUCAAGGGUAGCCGCUAGCAAAAUGUUUCGAUUGCACAGAACCACUGCUACGCAGCUAAGGAAAUAUAAGUUGAAUCGAGAGCAGAUCUUGGUUCCACGAGUGACGACGAGCUCGGUUCCGGUUCAAUAUUCAACGGAAAAUGCUCUACCGGAAAGUGCUGAUGUAGUUAUCAUUGGAGGUGGAUCGGCUGGCUGCAACACGCUUUACCAGCUGGCGAAACGUGGUGUCCGGGCGGUACUGCUGGAAAAGUCCAGACUAACGGCCGGAACUACUUGGCAUACGGCGGGUCUGGUGUGGCGCUUGCGACCGAACGAUGUCGAGAUUCGGUUGCUGGCGGCUACGCGGAAUCUACUGAUGCGGCUCGAGGAAGAAACGGGCCACAAUUCGGGCUGGAUCAACAACGGUGGAUUGUUUAUUUCGCAUUCCCCUGAACGACUGGAUGAGUAUCGCCGGUUGGCGACGCUUGGCAAGUGCUUUGGUAUCGAUUCGCAUAUUCUUACACCGGACGAGGCACAGAAAGUGUUUCCGCCGCUCGAUCCGUCCUCCUUUACCGGGGCGCUCUACUCACCGGGCGAUGGUGUCGUUGAUCCGGCCAUGAUGUGCAACUCGUUGACCAAGGGUGCGAUCGCCAAUGGUGGUCUGGUGGUGGAAGAUUGCGCCGUAUCGCAGAUCGUAACGGGGGAGAACCUGCUCGGUAUGAAGGAUGUUCGUGGUGUCGUCACCGGUAAGGGUAUGAUCCGGACGAACACAGUCGUAAACGCGACCGGUGUCUGGGGUCGGGAUCUGAUCGAACCACUCGGGGUUUACUUGCCGCUCAUACCGAUGCGCCACGCGUACGUCGUGUCGGAGACGAUGGAUAGCGUACACCAGAUGCUACCGAACGUGCGAGAUCACGAUUUUUCGUUGUACUUCCGAAUCCAGGGAAAAUCGAUCUGCAUGGGAGGGUAUGAGAAUAAUCCGAUUCUGUUGAACCGAGUACCGGGAGACUUCCAUUUUGGACUUUACGAUCUCGAUUACUCGGUGUUUGAUACGCACAUCGAGGGUGCGGUGAAGUUGUGUCCUGCCUUUGGUCAGGCUGGCAUUAAGAGUACUAUCUGCGGGCCGGAAUCGUUCACCCCUGACCAUAAGCCACUGAUGGGACCGGAUCCGACCGUUAGUGGGUUAUUCCACAGCGUUGGCUUUAAUUCGGCUGGUAUGAUGCUUGGUGCGGGUUGUGCCGAGCAGCUUGCCAACUGGAUCAUCCACGAACGCCCGGAGCAGCACAUGUUUGCGUACGAUGUGCGCCGGUUUUCGCCCAAACAAAAGAAAGCCCUAAACUGGGCGACCGAACGAAGCCACGAGGCGUACGCCAAGAACUAUAGUAUUGUCUUUCCCCACGAUGAAGCACUGGCCGGUCGGAAUUUUACCGUUGAUCCAUUCCACAAGCAAAUGAUCCAGUAUGGCGCCGUGAUGGAGGAACGUCAUGGUUGGGAACGGCCUGGGUACUUCCUUGAAGAUGAAACGGUCGUGGUGCAACCGUACGAUUGGUAUGGAUACUACGAUCAUCCCAAGAACUCCAACACGCACUACGAGGAAGCACUAAAGGGUGAUUACAAGUUCGGUUUCUCCGACCAUCACGAUCUAAUCGGCGAGGAAGCACUCACGUGUCGCCACGAUGCUACCGUCUUCAAUCUUAGCUACUUCUGCAAACUUUUCCUAACCGGUAGCCAGGCAAAGGAGGCGGCUGAAUGGAUCUUUACCGCCAACUUGGAUAAGCCCGUCAACAAGACAAUCUACACCUGUGCGCUGAACAAACGGGGCGGUGUCGAGGCCGAUGUUACCGUUAGCAUUCUGGAGUCCGGUGUUGGUGGUUUGCAUGAUCCAAUUUUCAAGGGUCGUGGGUACUACAUCGUGGCCGGAGGUGCAUCCGCUUAUCACACCAAAUGCCACAUUCUGGCGGCGAUCCAGGAGAAAGCGUUCCGGGCCGUCGUGAGCGAUCACACCGAGGAGCUCGGAGUGCUCUCGAUUCAGGGCCCCAAGAGUCGUGAUAUUCUGCAGAAGAUCACAGACUUUGAUCUGUCGAACGAUGAAGCGUUCCCACCGAACUCCACGAUGGUGCUGACGAUCAAGAUCAAUCCGCACUACAGCUGCCAGGUGCGUGUGCUGCGCGUCAGCUUCGUCGGUGAGCUCGGUUACGAGCUGCACAUUCCGGAGGAAUCCUGUAACGACGUGUACAACGUGCUGAUGAAGGCGGGUUAUAAGGAUAAUCUGCGUAAUGCCGGUUACCGGGCGCUAUACUCGCUCAGCAGCGAAAAGGGUUACCAUCUGUGGGGUUACGAUCUGCGCACGGAUGAUACACCGAUCGAGGCGAACCUGGGUUUCGUUUGUCGUAAGAAGGGUGAUUACCAGGGCAAGGAGGUGGUCGAACGUCAGCUAGCUGAGGGUGUGACGCGUCGAUUGGCAUUCUUCACACUCCGGGAACAGGUACCGAUCUGGGGAUUGGAAGCGGUGUACCGUGAUGGCGAGAUUGUUGGUCAUCUGCGACGGGGCGAGUACGGUUACACACUGCAGAAACCGAUUGGCCAGGCGUACGUGCAGCGUACGGAUGGGGCUGCCAUUACGAGUGAUUUCCUGAAGUCGGGACGCUAUCAGAUCGAAGUGAUGGGCAAAUUGUACGACGCCGAUUGCCAUCUGAGAAGUCCGUUCGAUCCUAAGGGUCAACGAAUGCUCGGAAUAUACAAAUAAAUUAUGCGCUUCUCGCCACUUAAGUGUC